This is a messenger RNA of Mesorhabditis belari, 966 nucleotides long. The record is from the annotation of a GenBank genome assembly. NCBI's taxonomy places the organism in Eukaryota, Metazoa, Nematoda, Chromadorea, Rhabditida, Rhabditidae.
AUGCCCCAGCUAUCACUAUUGCGUCAAGAUGUCAUAAAGGAUGAGGAUUGGAAUCAGAGAACAGUGUUACUAUCAAACGCAUCAAGCACCUCUACAUUGGAAGAGCAAAACUCGCAGCUCGGUCUCAUCAUUCAGAAGCGCAAUGAUGAAAUUCGGCUCUUACGAGCAGAACGCGAAACUUGGAAUCGAAAAAUGGCCGAAAUGGAGCAAAUGCUGACUGGGAAAUUGGCGGAAACGAGUCAGCUGAGGGAAGAAAAAAUUGCGUCUGAUGCACAUAGAGAGGCACAGUUUACAGCGCUACGGAUUAAGAUCUUGAGGCUGGAAGCUCAAUUAGGAACUCAAAGGAUGAAUGGGAACAUUCCUUGCGCUCAAUUACAAUUUGAAAGGGAAAACAAAACGGCCGAAAUCGCGAAGUUGAGGGCUGAUUUAAAUCGAACGACGACUUUCUUGGAUCUGGAUGGCUGGUUGUAUUUGGAAGAAACCGCUUCUUGGUACAAGGCGCUCGAUCAAGAAAUGUCAUUCGAUGAGGCCGAGGCAUAUUGUGGGGGCAGAAAGAGCCAUUUAGUCACAAUUCACAGUCAGGAAGAGAACGAUUUUGUUUGGAAACUCCCGGAAACUGUUGAUUCGGAUUCUUUGUUCUGGAUCGGACUGAAGAGAAAUUGGAACAAAGAAAAUGCUUUUGAAUGGACGGAUGGAAGUUCGGUGGAUUUCACAAAUUGGAAGGAUCCGCCAUCAACUCGAGCGAAAACUGUUUCGGUCCCAUGUCUUCAUUGUGGCUCUUGUCUGAAAAAAACGUGGUCAGUACAUCUCCUUCAACACAUCAUCACUCAUGCGUCGACUCGUCGAUUUCGAUGCUCAAAAUGUGACACCACGAAUCAUACACUCGCCGAACUCAAAAGGCAUCACAUAAAGUGUCGAGGAGAAACGAUCGAUGCCAUAGACUCAAAAAUGAUUGAGGAGUGGAGG